Styela clava is the source of this 2756-nucleotide messenger RNA. RefSeq lists its product as uncharacterized. Lineage: Eukaryota; Metazoa; Chordata; Ascidiacea; Stolidobranchia; Styelidae. Gene Ontology annotation, cellular component: endoplasmic reticulum. Gene Ontology annotation, biological process: peptidyl-proline hydroxylation to 4-hydroxy-L-proline. The record is from RefSeq and is a predicted model, not a curated record. Gene Ontology annotation, molecular function: procollagen-proline 4-dioxygenase activity; iron ion binding; L-ascorbic acid binding.
AGCUUUACAUGGUAAAAUUAACUAGUAACAUUAAUACAAUCUUCAUUACCAUUCAAAAUGGCUUUAAAACACGGAAUAACAAAACGGAAACAAUCUGACGAAGGAACAGACCAAGGAGCGUCGAGUAGUGGUGGUGUCGGGAGUCAAUCUUCGCCUAAAUCCGGUACUAUUUCUCGGAAGCAGAAGAAAGUAGCAACCAAGCAGAAGAAAAUAUCGAAGCAAGUUGCACAAGAACAGGUGCAGAACAGGAUUCGCAACAAACUUCUCAUAGCUGUUGUUCUAUACAUUGUGAUCGGUGGAGCUGCCGUGUAUUGGUUCGGAUUGCCUAAACCUAAAGACCUCCCACCAGAGGUCGAAGCCGAUAUUCUGGGAUCGUAUCCUCAUGAAAUAGCAAAAGAAGAUUUGCCGAAAGGAUUCUACGAGGAAGAGCCGAAGAGGAUGGGAUUGUCUCAAGAUAAAAAGGAAACCUCUGAAAACGGCUCAGAACAUGAACAAGAAAAAGAGCAAACGUCACAAAAAGGAGCAAAAUCCGACUCUGAGAAAUCUUCAAACCCGGAUCCGGUGAAAAACGCGGCUGGAGGAAUUGGAGCGGAAGCUGUCGAAAUGUUCCCGAAUUUUGAAGAGCAUGUUCAGACCGGAUUUAAAUUAAAAGCAAAGGAUGGACAGAAGUGGAAAAAAUUGAAAAUUCUGAAGAAUAACGCAACUUCGAAAGUACAGAUUUACAUCAUGGACAAUUUUCUGUCUGAAUUUGAAUGUAACGGUUUAAUGCGUGCUCACCUGCGCCACCUACAGGCCCAUGAAGGUCAUGACCCAAUAACAUGCUUCAGUGGAAUAGCGAGUCUCAAACAACAUUUACAAGAACAUGGCCUGAAAAAGAUGGCACCGAAAAUGUCGGAAUAUGAUUUUAUUCCUGGUACUCUUUGUUUGAACGAUUCAAUGUCUUCAAAAGUUGGUAAAAAUUUACCAUGGAGUUACAGCACUUCAUUCUAUCCGGGAGAAAGCAAAUUCUCAUCUGUGUUUGACGAAAGAGUCAAUAAAUAUGCAGGAUUGGACCCAAGAAAUGGAGGCAAAUUUCAGGUGACGUCAUACCCGGAAGGAGUGGGCUACAAAGGCCAUCAUGACUGUACGGUUGACAGUCCAGACAAGAGAGAUCGGUUUGCUACAAUCCUUGUAUAUUUACAAGAUGUAGAAGAUGGCGGAGAAACAGAAUUUCCAGAUCUUGGGGUCAAAGUUCGUCCAAAGAAAGGUCGAGCUCUGCUUUGGAAUAACAUGGGAUCAGAUGGAAACUGCGAUUUGCAUUCAUUUCACAAAGCAGCUAUGGUUACAAAAGGAAGGAAAUAUAUUUUACAAAGAUGGUAUUACUACCAAAACUUUCCUAUGCUCGGUAAAAGAACUCCACAGCCGAGUCUUCCAAAAAGAAACGAAUUCACAGCUCGAGUAUCUUGCGAUCAAUAUCAGUUUGGAAGUUGUAGAUGGUACGAUGAAUGGACUUACGAUCACAUUACGUCAUACAGUCAAGUGAAGCAUACCCUCAGAUGACGAUGAGGUCAUAAAAUGACGUACUAUAUGACUUCAGAGCAAAACUGUUGAAAAAUAAAAACAGUGUACCACGUCAUAGCCACUGUUGCGUGAAAGAACGAACUAAUUUUCGUAAUAAGCUGAACGUAAUUUAUGACGUCAUAAUAUAACGUCGUCAUCAGAGUCUCAAAGACAGAUAAUAUUCAGAUUGCUCGUUUUUUUUAUCUUAUUCAGAAAAAAGGCUUUUUUUAAUUAAGAUUUUUUCACUGUAAUUAUUAUUUCUUUGAAUAGAGCGAAUUUUUUUUUUCACUGUUUAUGUGUACCAUGUGAACUACUUUAUUGUUUUGUCUGUUUGAGGUUGUUAUUGUUCAUAACUUGCAUGUCGGAUAUUUAACGGUGCAUUUUUGACCACGAUGCUGAUUGAAAAUUCCCUGUUAAAACUUCAAAUAGCAUUUGUCAUAAACAAGGCUUAGGACAAGAGUUUUCAAACACAAUUUUUGGCACUCCCAAGAUGGCGGACACCGGAACGUAGUGUGGGUACCAGGUUAGGACGUAAUUUUAUUCCAAUUUCAGUUCAAUUACGAGUUCGGGGACUAGCCAAGUGACUCCCAUAGUAUUUGUACCUGAAAUUAUGGUCUAACCCUAACCUGGUACACACACGACGUUCCGGUGUCCGCCAUCUUGGUGCACAUACUACGGGAGUGCUCAAUUUUUCGAUUGUCAAAAUAUACUCUGGCGUAUCUGAUUCGCAUUUAUUUCAUAAUUAUCCCAGAUUCUUGCUAUCUGAAUUUUAUAGUUUGUGCCAAACAGAUAAUUUUGGAAACGCUCUAAAAUCCUUUGUUUGUUCUUUGAAUUUACCUAAUACCUACCAUGCCUAUGAUGUCGGUGAAAAGUUGACUCCAAUCCGACAUCCUGCAGAUAAAGAAUUUAACUACGAAUCCGGUCCUGUAUUCUAUCGCAGUACUACGGGAUAGCAAAAUUUUGGCAACCAAAAGUAAUUUUUGUUAUUGAAAAUUUUCUGAAAUUCUAAAUCUAAUUCCGGUGGAUUACCAGCAAAAACGCUAAAAUCGACAGCGAUUCAAUGGGGAUAUUUGUUUUAUAUAUUUGCAAUCUUACUAAAUCUCGUUGCAAACUUGAAAUUUCUCUCGUGAUUCAAACUAUAACAACCUUACUUGUUAUUUUAUUGUUUUCCUGCUUUUUAUUUUCUUUGAAGAAUAAAAUGGAACGUCGUAAAAGUA